Messenger RNA from Blastomyces gilchristii SLH14081, 231 nucleotides. RefSeq lists its product as uncharacterized. Bases 1 to 231 code for a protein of 76 amino acids. The transcript has a single exon. NCBI's taxonomy places the organism in Eukaryota, Fungi, Ascomycota, Eurotiomycetes, Onygenales, Ajellomycetaceae. The record is from RefSeq and is a predicted model, not a curated record.
AUGAGCGGCAUUGAAAUCGCAGGCGUUCUCCUCGCGGUCUUCCCUCUCAUCAUCUCUGGUCUAGAGCACUGGCGCGAUGCCGCCAAGGUUGGUGGCUACUUCUGGCGAGUGAGAGAGGGAUACAACAAAUGUCUUAGAGACGUCCAGUUCUAUGAGCUCCUGUACAAAAGGAACCUGAAAGAGCUAUUAAUGCCCAUAGUUGCUGAUGCAGAUGAGGUGAAACUCCGGUAG